AUGUCUCAGUCAUCGUUUCCUGCGCCGCCAUUGCCUGAAGAAGGUGUUCCAGAACGUCCGCCAGACAUUAUUGUCCCAGAUAGAAAAAGGACUAGUGAUCCAGAUCAACUACAAAAAGAUACCAAAGACACUGGUGAAACUCCACAAACUCUGGCACAAAGAUUGGCAAAAGAUGAGUAUUUCCAAAACUUGAGCAAAGCGGAAAAAGUCAAGUACUAUAAGGAACAACUGGCAAAGGAACAAGAAGAACAAGAGUCUAAGGAAGACGCCAUUCAACGCGCAAACGCAGCAGUACUCCAGCAGUCACUUGAGCAGCGACAAACCACAAAACAGCAGCUCAAACGUAAACCUGGAUCAAUUGGAUCAACUGGAUCGAAUGAUGGAAUUUCUAAUACAGCCCACAAAAUCUCAAAGAAGCAAGUGCAAAAGUACAAGAAGGCUCAAAAGGAGCGCUCUGAAAAGAAAAUGCGUGAUUGGCUUUUGAAUGAUGGUUAA
Magnusiomyces paraingens is the source of this 495-nucleotide messenger RNA. RefSeq lists its product as uncharacterized. Bases 1 to 495 code for a protein of 164 amino acids. Lineage: Eukaryota; Fungi; Ascomycota; Dipodascomycetes; Dipodascales; Dipodascaceae. The record is from RefSeq and is a predicted model, not a curated record. The transcript has a single exon.